Scophthalmus maximus (turbot) is the source of this 2170-nucleotide messenger RNA. RefSeq names its product transmembrane protein 43. The coding region runs from base 153 to 1364 and encodes 403 amino acids. Gene Ontology annotation, biological process: nuclear membrane organization. The transcript has 12 exons. NCBI's taxonomy places the organism in Eukaryota, Metazoa, Chordata, Actinopteri, Pleuronectiformes, Scophthalmidae. Gene Ontology annotation, cellular component: nuclear inner membrane. The record is from RefSeq and is a predicted model, not a curated record.
CCCGUCCGUGAUUGCGGGAUACGCCGUGUAGAAAAACGAGAGCCAACCUUUCUCUUCACAGCCGUUGGUGUGUCCGACUCAGUUUCUGGUCUCCGGCUUCUUCGUGGUUUCGAGCUCGACAGUUUGACCGCGGAGCUGAACAAACCAGAGACAUGUCUUCAUCACAGGCAUUUUCAGGUCAAGACCCAAACCAACACAAGCGUGUAUCUGUCAAGUCUAAUCCUGGAUUCCUUGAGCGACUAAGUGAAACUGCAGGGGGAACACUUUUUGGCGUCGGACUGUUUUUCGUCUCAAUUUAUGUUCUCUUUACCAAUGAGGGACGAGCUCUGCAAACUGCAUCUUCCCUGGACGAAGGUCUCUCUCAGGUUGUGUCGUUGGGGCCUUUCUUCAGCCUUGAGCUGCAGAACAACAACCGUUUAGUUCACCUGUCUGCACAGCUGCACACUUCGCAGCCCCUGCAUGACCCAAACCACAGAGUUGUGGUGCAGGCGGUGAAGCUGCAGAGGCAGGUGGAGAUGUAUCAGUGGGUGGAGUACCGGGAGAGCAAGGACUACCAGGAGGACGGUGAAACCAAAACUGAGACGACGUACAACUACAACACAGAGUGGAAGUCAGAGCUGGUCAACAGUCGUAAUUUCGAUAAGGAAAUUGGUCACCAGAACCCAAGUGCCAUGGCAGUUGAGAGUGUGACAGUCGUGGCUCCUGAGGUCAGAGUUGGGCCUUUCAUUCUGUCUAAAGGCCUGGUGGAGCAGAUUAAUAACUUCAAGACUCUGAGUUUGAGGGAUUUUCCUGCCUUAAACUUUGACACUUUCCUCACCAUUGAUGAUGAUUAUUUCUAUCACACUCAAUACCCGCGCAGGCCGGAGGUUGGGGAUGUGCGUGUGAGAUUCUCCUACGCUGGCCUGAGCGGUGAGACGUCUCCACUCGGUCCGGCUCAAACUGUCAGUAUUGUGGCCAUGCAGAGAGGGGAGCAGCUGGUACCUUUUAAAACCAAGUCAGGAGACACUCUGGAGAUCCUGUACCUGGAGGAGCUCUCUGCAGAGGACAUUUUUGUGAGAGAGAACCAGCACAACAGUAUGAAGACGUGGGGACUCAGGGCUGCGGGAUGGGCCCUCAUGUUCCUCAGUAUCCAGCUGACCAUGCGCAUCAUCUACACACUGGUGGACUGGGUUCCGAUUCUCAGAGAGCUGGUGUCCGUCGGGCUGAAGAUCUUCGCCUUGUGCAUCUCCUGCUCUCUGUCUCUUCUCACCAUCGGAUCAGGUUGGCUUUUUUACCGACCGCUAGUGGCAGCGGGUCUGGGAGCACUUGCUCUGCUUCCAGUGCUGCUCGCCCGCUCAGGACUUCCAGCCAAGAAGAACGAGUGACUAUUAAACUGAUGGAUUAUCACAGCACUUCCUGAUGCCUGACUGCAGCCACCCAUCAUCCUCAAACGUGUGAGAAAUGUUUUUUGCUCUAAUAAGACCAAUAAUAGUGAUUUAUCCAAUAUCCAGUUUUAAAAUGGAUUUGAACAUUUAAAUAUAAUUUACAGCGCUCACCAUUGCCACAGUGCUGUUGUUGUCCACUCACACACAAGUGGAAGCCGUUUGUUGUUGCCUUUUAGUUCUGUUAUCAGAUGUGGCCUUUCGGUAGUUCAUCCAUCCAUGUAAAAAUUCAGCAAUAAACUGCUGCUCAGUGAGCAACGUAGAAUCACUGUAGUCUCAUUUUUACUGUAAAUAUUAUUCACCAAAAACAAAACUGAGACUCAGUACACCAAGACAAACUAAGGCAGUGCUAUACAAGCCAUGUAAUAAGGAGGGUUAAAGUUUGAAGAGUAUAACAUUAUAAAUUAAAUCUAGGUAGGAUUUGUUGUAGGGUGGUUGGUGUUAAGACUGCGUUCAUUUUAAUUUGGUGUUCCAUAGUAAACUGCACAACUUCCUUAUGUAAGAUAUAUAAUCUUUAUAUAUCCCUUAGUUCCACUGUUCAUUGUGUAUCAUCAGGGGAAUUGUUCGUGAGGUAAAUUGUGAAUAAAAUUCACAUAUUCACUUGAAGCAAUUGAUGAUCAACCAUCUUGACGAAAAAAGAAAAAAAAAGACCAAUCUGUGUCAGGAUCAGUGAGAAUUUUCAAUUUGUUUCUUGCUUUUAUACAGCAGUUUUGUUAAAUAAAGCACUUUUGUGUUACAUCAACUUUAAA